AUGUUGUCCUUCCUACGAGCCCCCCAUCCGCCUCGGACGAACAAUGCAUCGAAAGAUCUCACUAUCUACGAAAAUGGCACCUCGUCUGUGCAAUAUCAUAAGAAGGGAAGCGACUACAUGAUGACACACACUAUACCACCUACCGACCCCAAAGACGGCCCUUCGAUUAUACAACCGCCUUUCCACUACCACAUCUAUCAGACCGAGAAGUUCCGUGUCACUCAAGGCACCGCCCACAUGUUUUUUGGUCUAGACAAGAAGCCUAAAGCAAUACUUAGUGCGAAGGGCGGUAGAAGCUCAGCAGUCUUGGGUCCAUGCAGAUACCACCGAUUCGAGAACGCGAGCUCGACGGAAGACUUGAAGAUCAAUAUCCAAUUGGAACCUGAAGACUAUGAGAACGAGCAGCGAUUCUUUAGGAACUUCUUUGGAUACCUGGAUGAUUGCAAACGGAACAAGACACCACCCAGCAUCUUCCAGCUGUUCGUUUUCUUGCAUUCGGCGGACACUCCGCUGGCUGUGCCCAUGCCGUUUGGGUUGGAGACUUUGGGCAUAUAUGUGAGCAGGGUGUUACUAAUUGUCGUUGCUUAUGUUGGCCUGUAUGUAUUGGGCUACCAGCAGAGCUACCCUGAGUACUACGACAGCAGCAAGAGCAGAUAG
Zasmidium cellare ATCC 36951 is the source of this 657-nucleotide messenger RNA. RefSeq lists its product as uncharacterized. The coding region runs from base 1 to 657 and encodes 218 amino acids. The record is from RefSeq and is a predicted model, not a curated record. Lineage: Eukaryota; Fungi; Ascomycota; Dothideomycetes; Mycosphaerellales; Mycosphaerellaceae. The transcript has a single exon.